Eimeria maxima is the source of this 2436-nucleotide messenger RNA. RefSeq names its product ATP-dependent nucleolar RNA helicase, putative. The record is from RefSeq and is a predicted model, not a curated record. Gene Ontology annotation, molecular function: nucleic acid binding; ATP binding. Lineage: Eukaryota; Apicomplexa; Conoidasida; Eucoccidiorida; Eimeriidae. The transcript is spliced from 12 exons. Gene Ontology annotation, cellular component: nucleolus. The coding region runs from base 1 to 2436 and encodes 811 amino acids.
AUGACGACUGCUAAGGCGUCUGAAGCGCCCGCGCCUAAGCAUAGCCACACUCCAGUUCGUAAGAAAGACGCCAUCAAGAAGAAAUAUCUGAAAGAAAGAAAAAUAUCUUCGGAAGACUCGGAGGAGGAGAUUGUAUCACCUGCGGAAGGUGUAGAUGCGGUUUCUGAGGACGGCGGGAUGCAUAAACUCGCUGAAGUAGAUGGUGAGAAACUGCCACCCAAAAGUAAGAGGCCAAGGAAACAUCGUGCAGAAACUGCAGAGAAAGCAGGGAGAUAUGCAGAGGAUACUACUCAUGAGAGCUCACUUGCAGCAGCAUCCAGCAACGCAACAGAAACAGCAACAGGAGAUGAAGACUUCGCAGCCAGUGCAGAGGCAGAGACAGAAGCAACAGGCUCAGAGGCACCAGCAGAAAAUGGGAUGGACUCCGAAGUUAAGGUGUAUAGACAGGCCGAAAUAAUUGACUCGUCCCAGACAUUUAAGGACUUCGCAGCAACGCAUUUAGACAGGAGGCUGUCCAAGGCCCUUAUUGAUGACCUCAAGCUGCAGCAUCCAACACACGUCCAGUCUAAGGUGAUACCUUUGGCUCUCAGCGGCAGAGAUUUGUUAGUUGAGGGGAGGACUGGCAGCGGGAAGACGCUGGCCUACCUGUUACCGUUGCUGCAGCGGCUGUUGCAGCUGCAGCAGCAGCAGGUGCAGAGAGGGGAGAAUGCCGAGCUUCCACCUCUGUGUGCACUGGUCUUGGUGCCAACAAAGGAGCUCUGUAUUCAGGUUUAUGACGUCCUAACCGAUCUGCUCAAGUAUACCAAAGAUGUCGUAACCGUAUGCCAUACGGCCAGCCCGACAGGGGUUUCGGGAAAGCUCUUAGGACCUCCUACGGUGCUGGUGGGGACCCCGACGGGUGUCUUGCACUACCUAAGCAGUUUGCGGCAGCAGCACCAGCGGUUUGAUAUUCAGUUGUUCUUGGAGAUGUUGGUUGUCGAUGAGGCCGACCUGCUGUUUGCCUUUGGCUUCGAAAAGGAUACGAAGAAGCUUCUUCAGCUCUUGCCAUCAACAGCAGCAGGCCACUACCAAACCAUCCUAGUCUCUGCUACCCAAAAUCAAGAGCUUUCGCAGCUACAGAAUUUGAUGUUGCACAAGCCGUUAAUUAUUCGAAUUGAGGAAGAAGAAGGAACAGGCGCCGGAGGAGGAAGCCCCAUUGGCGAGUUCUAUUUCCAAGUCCCAACAGAUGCAGAGAAGUGGCUUGUGGCUUAUGCAUUUCUUCGUCUCGGUCUCGUCCCUCUGAAGUGUUUAGUCUUCUGCAAAGAUGUCUCAAACGUGUACGCGUUACGCCUCUUCCUUGACCGAUUUGGAAUAGCGAGCGGUGUCUUAAGUCCGACAUUGCCAAUAGCGGCUCGAGAGCAGCAGAUUCAGGCGUUCAACCAGGGCCUCAUUGACAUUCUUAUUACGAAUGACGGGCAGUGCAUGGAAGAAGGCAACCCUCAAGAAUUUGAGGAUUCGGAAGCUGCUGAGGCAUCAGCGAGUAAUGGACAAACACGAAAACGACGGCGAGACGACGCAACCAAGACCAAGGAAACGGAGUUCGCUGGGCAUAGAGGUCUCGACCUGCAGGGCGUCGCGUGUGUGUUUAACUUCGAUGCUCCGAACUGCUUGAAGUCAUAUAUUCACCGAAUUGGCCGGACAGGUCGCGGAGGUUCUACGGGAGUUGCAGUCACUCUCAUUGACGCGUCUCAGGAACAGGAGCAGUUGCUUCUCCAGCAAAUGUUUACAAUGCGAAAAGCUCCAGGAGGGCUAGCCGAUAGCACACUUACACCGCUGUCGCUGAAGCUGCAAGAUGUCGAAUGCUUCCGCUACAGAGUUGAAGAUGUGAGGCGAGGCAUCACAAAACGUAUCAUUGCCGCGGCUGUUGCACGAGAUUUGCAGCAGCAGUUGUUGAACUCAAGGAAGCUCAAGGAAUUUUUUGAGAGAAAUCCUCGAGAUAGAGAGGUGUUGAAGAGGGCGUGCAAACAACUCAAGGAGAUGAAUGUUUCAAAGGGCACGUUGGGGCAUCUGCCUGAUUACCUUCUGUCGCAGACACGCCCAACGCAAAUGACAGCUGUCCAACUCGCGAUCCAACAGCAAACAGCUGCAACACCAGUUGCAAAAGGGUAUCACGGGAGUUCUCGUCGCCGCCCUAUCACAGAUCCCCUCAAGUCUUUUAAAGCAGCAGUGGCACGUGGCACUUCAAAUGGUAAGCGGAAGGCAUGGCGGGAGAAGAUAACGCGACAGUCACAACUGGCGAAAAUGCCAAAGCAUCCAGAUGAGGUGCCUCCAGAAUGCUUGCCCGCUACAUCUGGAAGGAAGCUGUGGAAGCUGAGGCACAACAAACGGGUCGGCGUGAAGGAACCUAAGGGCAACUUCCUCAGAAAGAGAAGCACCAAAGGCCUCAAAAAAAAAUGA